AUAAAAAUCUUAAAUAACUUAAUAUAACUUGGCGCAUACAUAUUUAUUUGGUUCCGUCGAGACGGAUAUUUACAGCAUUUCCUUCAUAUUAACGUAUUGAAGCAUUAGUUUCCUUGUUAGAAUACUUCUAUAGGCUCUAAUAAUUGAAAUAAUAUAAUUUUAAAUAAAAUAGGUCAUUGCGUCAUCUAUUUUCUUUGUCGUAAUACUGGCAUAAGCGGCAUUAUAGCAUUGAGCUAGCUAUUUCCCCAGUUAGACAUACUAAUUAUCUACACAUAUUUAUGUAUAUUUCGAUAAAUAUUAGUGUAUUUAAAUUGAAUUAACAAUUAAAACAAAUCUUAAAACUUGCAAUUAUUAAUUAUUGUAGUACCUUCGGUUGUGAAACAUUUACUCAAGAGUCGUAAGACCUAGCAUAUAAGGUCGAGAUUUGUCUAUACGAACCUCUGGUCGAUCGAACAUUCGAUAUAACCCGACCACGCGUAAUAUCGAACGAAGCGCGCUUGCGCAUAUUAUCCGCACUCCGCGCGACCUACUUAAUUUACCAGUAUAUGAUUGGCUAUUAACCUAUCAUACUCACAUAAAAAUAUAGGUAUUUCGUGAUUGUUAGAUAAUUGUCUCACUUACACUUUAGUAAAAUGCCUCCUAAAGUAGAUUCUAAAACUAGCGAAAGUGAUAAGGAGAUUCAGGAUACUAAACUGUCUAUCUUAAUUGCUAAACGUGAAGCUAUAUUCGGUAUCAUGCAAAAUGUCUUUGACUUAUCUCGUGAACCCGAUGUUCAUACGAACGUUGAAAAAAGAGAACAUUUUCUAGACGAAUCUUCACAAAUUGAUUCAUUGCGUUUAAAGUACGAGUCUAUUGUAGACGAUUAUAAUACACGUUUAUUAAACUUAAAUUCAGAUGCAAAACCUGAUUACAAAAGUCUAUAUGCUUUUGAGACUUUGUAUAAUAGGGUCAAACGAACUCAUACAAAAUGCUCAACUUUAAAUACGACACCAGAAAUACAUAAUGCGACCUCCGCGCUGCUAAAAGCCAAGCCGAAGCUAGCUCCCAUAUCGAUAUUAGAAUUCGAUGGUGACAUUAAAUCUUUUCAGAUGUUUUAUACGACCUUUAAGUCAGUAGUAGAUAAUAAUCCAUCACUCACAGAUGCAGAAAAGCUAUUUUAUCUGUUACCGAAGCUGACAGGGAAGGCAAAAAGCGCAAUCGCUGGAAUUUCUCCGUGUGCUGAGAAUUAUCAGCUCAUUUUACAAACACUCGUCAAUAGGUUCGAUGAUAAACGUAUGUUGACUUCCGCGUACCUACAUGAAUUAUUUCGCUAUAAGGGUUUUCAGACUCCCUCUGCGACUAACUUUGAAGAUUUCAUAGACCGGUUCGCUGGCGCAGUAAGCGCUUUAAAAAACCUAAAGUUAGAGAACCUAGCUGAUCUUAUCAUACUACAUAUAGCUACACAAAGGGUCGAUACUGAGAGUGUACGCGCGUUUGAAAUUAAAUGCGGUAAGAAUAUACCUACUUUCGACGACUUUGUGGAAUUUAUCACAACACGCGCGAAGGUGUUUGAGCGUACGAAUACGAAUGUCACAAACCCUUCUAAUACACGUCAUAAUAAAAAUAUAAAACAUUUGAAUAACGGGACUUCUGGCAAUGCGCCGAAGUAUCAGGCCUAUAUAAGCACGGUUGAUAAGCCUACGUCCAAGUGUCUAUGUAGAAAUAUAACACAUGCGCAUUUAUAUAAAUGUGUUGACUUUAAUAAAUUAUUAACUCCUCAAGAACGUUUUAAGUGCGUCAAGGAGAAGAAUGCCUGUGUGAACUGCCUGUCUAUAAAACAUAAAGUCGGGCAAUGUGAAGUCUCCCCGCACUGUUCGUGUGGUCAGAAACAUAACAAAAGGCUGCACUUUGACCAGCGCGAGGAACAUUCCCGCGCGCCUCAGUUGAAUACCGUCAUGCCGCCACCGAACGCACCUACCGUUACCGCGUCAUCGCCCGUAGCGGAUGAUCGCGCCGACGUAGCACUGUGCGCUACGCGCGUAAGCCCGUCUACAAGCGCUACGCAGGUGUAUAAUAGCAAUUUAAUGAAUCGUGUCGAAGACAAGCGAACUACUGUCUUAUUGGCUACCGCACAAGUUGCUGUUUACGACUGUAAUGGUGAACGGCAAGUUAUACGUAUAUUGUUGGAUUCUGCUUCGCAGGCCGAUUUCCUCUCAAAAGAAUGUUGUGAUCGCUUGGGUUUGCAAACUAAAUUCACAGAACGUACUAUCGUGAAGGGGUUCGGUGGAAUUGAGAAGGUUGUACAAUCCAGCUCGGUUGACUUGACGUUUUAUUCGCGUUUUGAUGAUAACGUUAGUUUUAAUAUCUCGCCACUUGUUGUUGAUAAAGUGACAGACAAAUUACCUACGGCUGUGAUAGAUACGGCAGUCCUAUCACACCUUAAAGGUAUUCCGCUUGCCGAUGCGAGUUACGGCGUACCUGAUAAAAUUGAUGCUUUAAUAGGAGCUUCCCUAUUUCCACAUUUGCUUCUCCCCGACGACGUCCAUACGUCACGUCGCGACCCGUCGGUGCCCGUUGCAUUGCGCACGGUGUUAGGUCUGGUGUUCAUGGGCAAUGCGCCUACGAUACCUACUAUAAAUACUCAUACGGCCUUGACAUGUUGUUUCGUUCAAGAGCCUCCUGCUAUUGACUCUUUAGUCAAGCGUUUCUGGGAACUUGAAGAACUUCCUUCCGCUUCCAUUCAGAAUCCUGAUGAUAAUGAAUGCGAAGACUUCUACACUUCGACUACUGUCCGAGAUCCCGAUACGGGCAGAUACGUUGUCGGGCUGCCAUUUAAAGAGGAUCUAUAUUCCCUAGGGAAUUCUUUGGACAUAGCUAAGAAACGUUUCAUCUGCCUCGAAAGAAAGCUUGAAGCUUCGAAUAAAUUGAGGUCGGCAUAUGAUGACGUCAUAAAAGGUUAUCUCGCGAAAGAUUAUAUUUCUCCCGCGCCUUCAUAUGAUUCUAAAGAUCCUGUUCCGAUUUACGUGAUGCCACACACGGGGAUUUUACGUGAAGACAAACUCUCGACGAGACUGAGAUUAGUCGUCGAUGCUUCUUGUCGUUCUAGUUCUGGAAAGGCACUGAACCAUCUGCUACAUUCCGGUCAAAAUUUACAGGGAGAUCUUUUUAAAAUAAUUUUGAAUUUUCGUCUGCAUGCAGUGGCAAUGACAGCCGACUGCCGAGAACAGUUUCUACAAAUCGUUAUGCGCGAAGCUGAUCGUCGCUAUCAAUGCUUCUUAUACCGCUUUAAUCCACAAGACCCUCUUGUGCUAUACCAGUUCAAUCGAGUCUGUUUCGGUCUCACUUCCAGUCCCUUCCAUGCACUGCGCACGGUAAGACAGCUGGUGAAUGACGACGGCGCAAAAUAUCCACGAGCGAAUAGCAUUGUGCUACCCGCGCUUUAUAUGGAUGACGUAGCUUUCUCGCUUCCAAGCGAACUAGAGGCAGUCACUGUGUCGCUGCAGAUGAUCGAUCUUUUUAAGGGUGCACAGUGGGAAUUAGUUAAGUGGAACAGCAAUUCUCGCGAGGUCUUAGAUAACCUUCCUGCGUCCCACAAACUUCCGACUGAAGUGGAGUUUGACAAAACCAUGCACCAUAAAAUACUUGGUCUGCAUUGGUCUACUGGAAAUGACGCUUUCUAUUUUAAAAUUUCUAUGCCCGACGAUGUGACAUGCACUAAGCGCUCCAUCUUGUCGACUGUUGCCCGUCUGUGGGACAUAAUGGGCUUCGUUGCUCCCACAGUCGUGUAUGCCAAAAUAUUAAUUAAAAUGCUUUGGCAAUUAAAUCUUGAUUGGGACACUGUAGCUCCACCACACAUCAUUAAGAUGUGGAGACAGUUUUGCGAUGAGUUGCCAGCUCUAAAUAAGCUACACAUACCGCGUCAUGUGGGCGUGACAACAGACUGUGAGGUCACUCUCCUGGGACUAUCAGAUGCUAGUCUCGCAGCCUAUGGUGCUGUCGUUUAUUUACACGUUAGCUCCCCUACUGGUAACACUGUGCGUCUUGCUUGUGCGAAAAGUAAAGUUUCGCCGACGAAACCUCAUUCAAUUGCUCGUCUCGAACUAUUAGGUGGCGUCCUACUGUCGAAAUUGCUUCGUACAGUACAUGACACUUACUCUGAGCGUAUCCCAAUCAAGGCUACAUAUGCAUUUCUCGAUUCCAAAGUCGCCCUAUAUUGGAUAAAAAGUUCACCGCAUAGAUGGCAGACUUUUGUCGCGAAUCGCGUUGUACAGAUAACUGAGAAUAUCUCACCAGACAACUUUUAUCAUUGCCCUGGCACUGAGAACUCUGCUGAUAUUCUAUCGAGAGGUGUUACUCCUGAGAAGCUUCUCUCACACCCUCUGUGGCUGCAUGGUCCACCAUGGGCAUCAAUGCAUCCGUCUCAGUGGCCACUCAAAACUCUAGAGGGAGAGUCUAUUGAAGACGUACCCGAGAAGAAGGUUCUUAUACACACUGUGCGUAAACCUAUACUCCCGAACGACUUACACGAGCUUGCUCUCCGUUUUUCUUCGUGGAGCAAACUUCUACGUAUAAUUGUAUACAUUUGUAGAUUUGCUAAAUUACUGCCUCGUCGCGGCACUAGUGCAGUUACCGCUGACGACUUAAAUUUCGCAGAGAAUAGAAUGCUUCGCGCUCUGCAAAAUCAGCAUUUUGCUGAAGAAUAUUCUCUUAUUAAAAAUAAUAAAACAUGUUCACCGGCAUUUAAUCGCCUAAGACCAUUUAUUGAUGAUGGACUUAUCCGCGUUGGCGGUCGUCUCGCCAACUCUGGACUUAGCUUUGAAAAAAUACAUCCGGUUAUAUUGCCUCGCAAUGGCCACGUGGUAAAUAUAAUCAUUGAUUAUUACCACAUUAAACAUUUACAUGCUGGACCCGAACUCCUAAUGGCCCUGCUUCGUCAGAGGUACUGGAUUCUGUCGGCACGCCGUAUUGUCAGGCAAAGAGUACAUAUGUGCAAUACUUGCUUUAGAUUUAAACCGCGUCCAACCAUUCCGCUGAUGGCGGAUCUUCCUGAUAUACGUACACGUCCAGCGUUGAAAGCCUUUAGUUUCACCGGCUGCGAUUAUGCAGGUCCUAUACCAUACGUUCCUGUACGCCGCCGUGGCGUACACAGCGAGAAAGCUUAUAUUGUGCUGUUCACGUGUCUCACUACGAGAUCUACGCACAUUGAGGUUGCUACCUCACUCAGCACCCCCAGUUUCCUCGCCGGGUUUAAAAGAUUCCUAUCACGUCGUGGUCCUGUUCAGGUGCUGCAUAGCGACAAUGCUAAAAACUUCCAGGGUGCUGCUUCUUACCUUCGGGACCUCUAUAAAUUUCUAAGAGAAGAAUAUUACCCGAAGCUAGAGCAGGAAUGCGCUGAAAAUCGCAUAACUUGGAAAUUCAUCUGUCCCAAUUCCCCACACUUUGGAGGUUCAUGGGAAAGUAUGAUCAAGGUGACUAAGACGAUCCUGUUCAAGGUCAUAGGGCAACAGCUCCUUUCUUAUGAGGAACUUUGCACUGUGCUCAUUCAGGUCGAAUGUCUUCUCAAUUCGCGUCCGCUAACAAUACUAAGCUCUGACCCUGCCGAACCUUCGGCUCUUACUCCAAGUCACUUCCUACAUACUGCGCCUCUAUUCUCCUUGCCUGCGCCUGAUGUCAAUCCAGACAAAAUUAACUUGGUUGACAGGUACUCGUUAAUAGAUAAAAUGGUCCAAUCGUUUUGGAAUCGUUGGAGGAUGGAAUAUUUGCACGGAUUGCAAGUUCGUUUGAAAUGGAAUACGCCUUCCGUACCUAUUACGCCGGGAACUGUCGUCGUAGUUAUAAAUGACAACGUACCGCCUCUGGCUUGGCCUCUAGCAGUAGUAGAGAAAGUGCAUCCCUCGAAAGACGGCGUCAUACGCGUAGCGACCGUUAAAAUUUCCGGGAGAACUUACGUCCGUCCGGUCGUUCGCUUAUGCCCUCUUCCGACGCAAUAAGCGUAACAAUUAUAGUUUCAUAAUUUAGUACUAAGUAGCUCAUACGUUAAGACUUUAUUCUCUUUUAUAAUAAUUCUACAAAUAAUUAAUAUUUUUUAAUAUACUUUCGUAAAUAUACACAUACUUAUAUGAAAUACGCCCAUGCGCAAUACGCGUUCUUAAAAGAGGCAAUUCUACCUCAUACCUUAUGAGAGCUUUUCUUAAAGGUGACCCUUUAAGGGCGGGUGGAUGGUU
This is a messenger RNA of Pararge aegeria (speckled wood butterfly), 6203 nucleotides long. RefSeq lists its product as uncharacterized. Gene Ontology annotation, biological process: DNA integration. The transcript has a single exon. Lineage: Eukaryota; Metazoa; Arthropoda; Insecta; Lepidoptera; Nymphalidae. Gene Ontology annotation, molecular function: nucleic acid binding. The record is from RefSeq and is a predicted model, not a curated record. The coding region runs from base 633 to 5969 and encodes 1778 amino acids.